AUGGCAGAGGCAAUAGGAGCUCAUGUUGCAUGUACUAGUUCAUCAAGAAACAUGGAUACAAUUAAGAAGUUAGGAUACAAUAUAAUCGAAAAUGUAAGCGAAGUAACGAAGUCUAACCAUGACGAUCUCCUAGUAAUCGACUAUACAACAUACAACUUUGGUGAAUUACUUCAUCAUCAAAAUUAUGAUGUUGUCUUUGAUUGUGUUGGAGGACAAGAACAGUGGGAAUCAGCCCAACAAAUAUUAAAACCAGGUGAUCGCUUCGUUACAAUCGUUGGUGACGAUCCACAUUCAAAUUUAACAGUAAAAAAUAUUGUUACGGUGAGUGCUGGUGUUAUUAAUCGUAAAUUUUGGUCUUUGAUCGGACAAGAACCAUCUUACAUAUUUCAUGCAUUGAAACAAGAUUAUCGUCAUUUGGACGACAUGAGAAUGAAUUAUAUUGAAAUGGGAAAAAUGAAAUCUAUAAUUGAUCGUGUGUACAACUUUUAUAAACUAGAAGAAUUACAUGCAAUGUACGAUCGAUCAAAAUCAAGAAGAGCACAAGGAAAAAUGGUUGCACAGAUUGUCCAGGAUUAG
This is a messenger RNA of Rotaria sp. Silwood1, 576 nucleotides long. The record is from the annotation of a GenBank genome assembly. Lineage: Eukaryota; Metazoa; Rotifera; Eurotatoria; Philodinida; Philodinidae.